Cordyceps militaris CM01 is the source of this 2460-nucleotide messenger RNA. Its product is annotated as Vps51/Vps67. Gene Ontology annotation, biological process: intra-Golgi vesicle-mediated transport. The record is from RefSeq and is a predicted model, not a curated record. The transcript has a single exon. Lineage: Eukaryota; Fungi; Ascomycota; Sordariomycetes; Hypocreales; Cordycipitaceae. The coding region runs from base 1 to 2460 and encodes 819 amino acids. Gene Ontology annotation, cellular component: COG complex; Golgi apparatus.
AUGGCAUCCCGCGACCCCUCGACCUACGAGAGCUCAGAGGAGAUCUUCUCCUCGACGCUGACACUCCCCCAAAUCCGAUCCCUUCACAAAGCUCUCCAUGUUCAGAUUGAAGAAAAGUCUAGCCGACUGCGCACACAAGUGGGCGGGUCAUAUCGGGAACUCCUCGGCACCGCUGAUGCCAUUGUCCGCAUGCGACGCGACAAUGACAAGGUGCAGCAUGUUUUGGGCACCAUGGGCAGCCGCUGUGGGCGGACAGUUGUUACAUCGAAAGCUUCCAACCUGAGCAAGUUUACAGUGAGGCAGGAGAACUCCUCUUCGUCAGCUGUAACAAGGUUGCGACUUCUGGAGAUGUGCGCGCUGGUGUCGGAACGCAUCCUCAAGGGCGGCAGUGGACUCAAUGACGCCACAACAAGAGGUGAUCGACUAGUCGCUACAGCAAAGAUCCUUGCGCUGAGUAGGCUUGUUGUCAAGAGUUUCAGCGAUACCACUGCCGCCCCGGACAGUCAAGCCUCCGCCGAGGCUCUCAAAAAGACUCUGGAUACUCUCCGGAGACGUCUGCGAAGGCGUGUGGAAACCCUUCUCGAGAAGCCUGGGGACGACUCACAACGACCCGAGAUUCUGAAAGCGCUCUGUGUUCCAAGCCUCAUAUCAAGCUCCGGUGCAAGGGAUGCCUUGCGGUUCUUCCUCGAAACGCGGAAGAAUGCUAUGACUAGAGCAUUUGACAUCGAAGAUGGCGAGCGAUCGCGGACACUUGAGAACGUUAUACAUGCCCUGCGUGUAUAUACCCGAACAUUACUAGACGUUCAAGCGUUACUGCCAACAAAGCUUCCCGAGGCGCUGUCGAAUCUCAAGAAACAUCCGCUGUUCGAGGAUGAGACGUUGCAGCGCAUUGAAACCCUAAGGUUAGACGUAUAUGGAACAUGGUGCACCGAAGAAUUCCAGUACUUUACGCCGUUCAUCCGGCAUGAUGACCUUGACGGCAAGCAGGCACGCGAUAUGCUAUCCAGCUGGGCAGAAGACGGAUCUCAAUGUUUGAUAAACGGCCUGAAGCAGACAUUGGAGGAAAUGACAGACUAUAAACAUAUCAUGGAGCUCCGCACCGAGGUGCUUCAGCUUUGGAUACGAGACGGCGGCAAGGCCAAGGGCUUGGAUCCGCAAGAAAUGCAAGACGAUUUACGCCAAGUUAUCAAUGGCCGCAUGCUUGCCGUCUUGGAGAACAAGGUAUCAAAACUUCGACUGGUCGGCUCCGAAGUCACGGCUACGCUUGAAGGCUGGCAAAUUGGUAUCACUGACAAGCAAGAGGAUCUUUGGGAUCAGGUCGGCUACGAUGAUGCGCUAGCUAUUGGUGCAGCGCCGUUCCUGCAAGAAGUUGUCUCCCGCUUAUACGGAAGGAACAAUGCCGUAUCCAAAGCUGUCCACAGCUACAUGUCGUGGUACAGGGUUGUUGAUGAUAUCAAAGACGUCGUCGACGCGCUCAAGAAGCAGUGUUGGGAUAAUGACUAUGACGAGGUGGAAGAUGAAGAGACUAUUGAAACAAGACAGCAGAUGCUUGGCAAAGAGGACCCCAAGCAGCUGCAGGAUAAGCUUGACUCUGCGUUGGACAAGACUUACAAAGAGCUGGAAGCUCACCUCACGGAACUGUGGGAGAAAGAGAAGUACGGAAAGCACAGCGGGGGCGUCGCAACAUAUUUAUUGCGUAUACUUCGCGACAUCCGCAGCAAGCUGCCCAACCGCCCUGCGGUGCAGAAGUUUGGGCUCGAAAUGGUACCUGCUUUGCAUGCCAAAGUCGCCGAAGAGGUUGCGGAUGCAGCUAUCAAGGGUUUUACUCAGUCGGGGCUCUCCCUCCGGGUGGUCACUGGCAAGCCAUUGUGGGAGGGUGACCCUCCCAUGCCCAAUCAGCCCUCUCCAGAGCUGUUUAGUUUUCUGCAUGACCUGUCAACUACCAUGUCGGAACUCGGCGUCGAUCUGUGGACUCCGGGUGCUAUGAGAGCGUUGAAACAGAGACUCGGGAAUGGGCUGCGCGCUGCGUGGGCGAAUGAGCUAGAAGCUCUGACGGCUAGUGGCUCUACAGGUGGCAAGGCUAACAAGAAAUCUUUGAAAGGGAAGACGAGGAAGGGGAAGGUUUCCGCGAACGAGCUGAAGGAAGUCAAACAUGAGGAAAACGCCGAAGAAAAUGCAGAUGGCGAUGAGGGAAGCGACGAUUCUGAGGCGACGUGCAGUGAUUCUACAUCAAUUAGCCCAGAACUCGUCAAAGAUGUGUGCACGCAGUGGCUGUUUGACAUUUCCGUGUUACAAAAUUGCGUGGGAAGCGACAAGAUCGCUAGAGAGGACCUCGCGCACGCGGCAGAGCAGGUAUAUAAGCACACGGGUAUCAGCGAUGAGUCUGCACGCAAGCGCAUCGUCAAGCAGUCUGGUGAAUUCUGGCAGCGCAUUAGCCUGCUGUUUGGCUUGUUGGCAUAG